AUGUUUUGGAUAUUUUUUGUUUUACUAAUAUUUUCUACUAGUGAUUGUAUUCUUAUCGAUCAGAUCACAUCAACAUCAUCAUCAUCGUCAAGCACAUCAUCAUCAAGCACAUCAUCAUCAACAACAUCAACAACAACAUCAUCGUCAUCAAGCACAUCAUCAUCUUCAACAACAACAGCAGUACCAGGAUGGACAAUUACAGGGAGCAUGAAUGCCGCACGAGAAUAUCACACAGCCUCCACAUUAGCUAAUGGAUCAGUAUUAGUUGCUGGUGGAAUUGGUAGUCCUGGUUCUCUUAAUAAUGCUGAAUUAUACAAUCCAUUAACAGGUAUCUGGACAACCACAGGAAACAUGAGUUCCGUACGAGCAUAUCACAUAGCAUCCAUAUUAGCAAAUGGGAAUGUAUUAGUUACUGGUGGACAGGGCAGCAGUGGUUUUCUCAAUAGUGCUGAAUUGUACAAUCCAUCAACAGGCACUUGGACAACUACAGGAAACAUGAGUUUCGUACGAGCAUAUCACACAGCAUCCAUAUUAGCAAAUGGGAAUGUAUUAGUUGCUGGUGGACUUGGUAGUACUGGUUAUCUCAAUAGUGCUGAAUUGUACAAUCCAUCAACAGGCACUUGGACAACCACAGGAAAUAUGAACGCCACACGAUAUGAACAUAUAGCAUCCAUAUUAGCAAAUGGAUAUGUAUUAGUUGCUGGUGGACAGGGCAGCAGUGGUUUACUCAGUAGUACUGAAUUGUACAGUCCAUCAACAGGCACUUGGAUAACUACAGGAAAUAUGAAUCUCACGCGAUAUUAUCACACAGUAUCCAUAUUAACAAAUGGAUCGGUAUUAGUUGCUGGUGGAUCUGGUAGUGCUGGUUCUCCCAAUAGUGCUGAGUUAUAUAAUUUAUUAACAGGCACUUGGACAACUACAAGAAACAUGAGUUUUGUACGAGCAUAUCACACAGCAUCUACAUUAGCAAAUGGAUCAGUAUUAGUUACUGGUGGAUAUGGUAGUACUGGUUCUCUCAAUAGUGCUGAGCUUUAUUAA
Adineta steineri is the source of this 1038-nucleotide messenger RNA. NCBI's taxonomy places the organism in Eukaryota, Metazoa, Rotifera, Eurotatoria, Adinetida, Adinetidae. The record is from the annotation of a GenBank genome assembly.